Messenger RNA from Dermochelys coriacea (leatherback sea turtle), 13558 nucleotides. It is a transcript of the gene HUWE1, whose product is annotated as HECT, UBA and WWE domain containing E3 ubiquitin protein ligase 1. NCBI's taxonomy places the organism in Eukaryota, Metazoa, Chordata, Testudines, Dermochelyidae. The transcript is spliced from 84 exons. Gene Ontology annotation, biological process: Golgi organization; protein polyubiquitination; proteasome-mediated ubiquitin-dependent protein catabolic process. The record is from RefSeq and is a predicted model, not a curated record. The coding region runs from base 304 to 13416 and encodes 4370 amino acids. Gene Ontology annotation, cellular component: nucleus; Golgi membrane. Gene Ontology annotation, molecular function: zinc ion binding; ubiquitin-protein transferase activity; protein binding.
CGGGAUCCCGUCCCCGGGCGGUAGGCAGAGAGUUCUCGCGCGAGCUGCCUGCUGGGCUGAGGCUGGGGCUGGUAUUAAGAUGGCGGCGGCGGGACACGGCUGGGCCUGGCACUGACCCCGCGCCCGGAGCAGGCCCUCAGUUAGUCUGGUCAAAGUGGAUUAGAGCGACCGCGAAAACUGGAAGGUGUUUCCCUUGGCCGGCUGGGGCAAAGCGUGGGUGCUGGAUUAGUGAUUCGGACAGCAGACCGGACUGAGCAUGGACUGGCUGUGAUUCCAGGAUCAGAAAGUGGAAAAGAAUAAAAAAUGAAAGUGGACCGAACGAAACUGAAGAAAACCCCAACUGAGGCUCCUGCCGACUGCAGGGCCUUGAUUGACAAGCUCAAAGUCUGCAACGAUGAGCAGCUGCUGCUGGAACUGCAACAGAUCAAGACAUGGAACAUCGGGAAGUGCGAGCUGUACCACUGGGUGGAUCUCCUCGACCGCUUUGACGGCAUCCUGGCCGAUGCCGGGCAGACGGUGGAGAACAUGCUAUGGAUGCUGGUGUGCGACCGGCCGGAGAGGGAGCAGCUCAAGGCCCUGCUGCUGGCUGUACUCAACUUCACCGCCCUGCUCAUAGAGUACAGCUUCUCCCGGCAUCUCUACAGCUCCAUUGAGCACCUGACCACGCUGCUGGCCUCCUCGGACAUGCAGGUGGUGCUGGCCGUGCUGAACCUGCUCUACGUCUUCAGCAAACGCUCCAACUACAUCACGCGCCUGGGCUCCGACAAGCGGGCGCCCCUGCUGUCCCGGCUGCAGCACCUGGCUGAGAGCUGGGGCGGCAAGGAAAACGGCUUUGGACUGGCUGGGUGUUGUAGAGACUUACUCAUGGUGAAAUACCCACCCAGUGCCACCACGCUGCACUUUGAGUUCUAUGCAGAUCUGGGCACCGAGGUCAAAGUGGAUAAAAGGACGACCAGCAACACACUGCAUUACAUCCACAUAGAACAGCUGGACAAGAUUUCAGAAAGCCCCUCUGAGAUCAUGGAAUCCCUCACCAAGAUGUACAGCAUCCCCAAGGACAAGCAGAUGCUGCUGUUCACACACAUCCGCCUGGCGCACGGCUUCUCCAACCACAGAAAGCGGCUGCAGGCUGUCCAGGCCCGGCUGCACGCCAUCUCCAUCCUAGUGUACUCCAACGCCCUGCAGGAGUCGGCCAGCAGCAUCCUGUACAACGGCCUGAUAGAGGAGCUGGUGGACGUGCUGCAGAUAACGGACAAACAGCUCAUGGACAUUAAGGCGGCCUCCCUGAGAACCCUCACUUCCAUUGUCCACUUGGAGAGGACCCCGAAACUCAGCAGUAUCAUCGACUGCACGGGAACCGCCUCCUACCACGGCUUCCUGCCGGUCCUGGUGCGCAACUGUAUCCAGGCCAUGAUCGACCCAACCAUGGAGCCGUACCCUCAUCAGUUCGCCACAGCCCUCUUCUCUUUCCUCUACCACCUGGCCAGUUACGAUGCCGGUGGGGAAGCGCUGGUCUCCUGCGGCAUGAUGGAGGCCUUACUGAAGGUGAUCAAGUUCCUGGGGGACGAACAGGACCAGAUCACAUUCGUGACCCGGGCGGUCCGCGUGGUGGAUCUCAUUACCAACCUGGAUAUGGCGGCCUUCCAGUCCCACAGCGGCCUCUCCAUCUUCAUCUACCGGCUAGAGCACGAGGUGGACCUAUGCCGCCGGGAGUGCCCCUUCGUCAUAAAGCCAAAGAUCCAGAGACCACCCACUGCCCCUCUCCAGGAAGGGGAAGAGAUGGAGACGGACAUGGAAGUGUCAGACGUGGCCAUGGAGAGCAGCCCGGGCCCCUCCACCUCAGCGGAGCCCCGGCCGGAAGCGGUGGUGGUGGUAGCAGAAGCGAGGACGCUGAGCGCCGUUGCCCCCAGCUGCAGCAUCAGCGGUGUGACCAGUGCUGUCGUCUCCCCCCGCAGCGGCGUGCAGUGUAUCCCACAGCGAGCCGCCCUCCUCAAAUCCAUGCUUAACUUCCUCAAGAAGGCCAUCCAGGACCCUGCCUUCUCGGACGGCAUUCGCCACGUGAUGGAUGGCUCCUUGCCUACCUCCCUGAAGCAUGUCAUCAGCAACGCAGAGUACUACGGCCCGUCUCUCUUCCUGCUCGCCACCGAGGUGGUGACGGUCUUCGUGUUCCAGGAGCCCUCGCUGCUCUCCUCCCUGCAGGACAACGGGCUGACAGAUGUCAUGCUGCACGCCCUCCUCAUCAAAGACGUCCCAGCCACACGGGAAGUCCUGGGCUCCCUCCCCAACGUGUUCAGUGCCCUGUGUCUGAACGCCCGCGGCCUCCAGUCCUUCGUGCAGUGCCAGCCCUUCGAGCGGCUCUUCAAGGUGCUGCUGUCCCCGGAUUACCUGCCCGCCAUGCGGCGCCGGCGCAGCUCCGACCCGCUAGGGGACACUGCCUCUAACCUGGGCAGCGCCGUGGACGAGCUCAUGAGGCACCAGCCCACGCUGAAGACGGACGCCACCACCGCCAUCAUCAAGCUGCUGGAGGAGAUCUGCAACCUGGGCCGGGACCCCAAGUACAUCUGCCAGAAGCCCUCCAUCCAGAAGGCCGACGGCACAGCCACGGCCCCACCGCCCCGCUCCACCCACGCGGCCGAGGAGGCCUCCAGCGAAGAUGAGGAGGAGGAGGAGGUGCAGGCCAUGCAGAGCUUCAAUGCCACCCAGCAGAGCGAGGCGGAGCCCAGCCAGCAGGUGGUUGGAAUGGAGGAGCGAAUCCCCAUCCCCCUCAUGGACUAUAUCCUCAAUGUGAUGAAGUUCGUGGAGUCCAUUCUCAGCAACAACACUACGGACGACCACUGUCAGGAGUUUGUCAGCCAGAAGGGGCUGCUGCCCCUGGUCACUAUCCUGGGCCUGCCCAACCUGCCCAUCGACUUCCCCACCUCGGCUGCCUGCCAGGCCGUGGCCGGCGUCUGCAAAUCCAUCUUGACGCUCUCCCACGAGCCCAAGGUUCUCCAGGAAGGGCUGCUGCAGCUCGACUUGAUCCUCUCUUCCCUGGAGCCCCUGCACCGGCCCAUUGAGGCGCCAGGCGGCUCGGUGCUGCUGCGGGAGCUGGCCUGUGCGGGCAACGUAGCAGACGCCACCCUGUCGGCACAGGCCACGCCACUGCUCCACGCGCUGACGGCCGCCCAUGCCUACAUCAUGAUGUUCGUCCACACUUGCCGGGUGGGCCAGAGCGAGAUCCGGGCCAUCUCGGUGAACCAGUGGGGCUCCCACCUGGGCCUGAGCGUUCUCAGCAAGCUGAGCCAGCUGUACUGUUCCCUGGUGUGGGAGAGCACCGUGCUGCUGUCCCUCUGCACCCCCAACAGCUUGCCGACAGGCUGUGAGUUUGGCCAGGCCGACAUGCAGAAGCUGGUGCCCAAGGAGGAGAAGACGGCACCCAACGCCCCCCAGGGAGCCAAGAAAGCAGAAGGUGAAGUGGAGGCAGUUGCGGGAGGAAGCAUGGAGCCCUCGGCCCAGGGCCUGCUGGAGGGGAUUGGCCUGGAUGGAGACGCGCUGGCCCCCAUGGAGACGGACGAGCCCAGCACCACCGAUGCCAAGGGCAAAGCCAAGAUCACGCCAGCUAUGGCAGCCAGGAUCAAGCAGAUCAAACCCCUCCUGUCAGCCUCAUCCCGGCUGGGCCGCGCUUUGGCCGAGCUGUUUGGGCUGCUGGUGAAGCUGUGUGUGGGCUCCCCGGUGCGCCAGAGACGGAGCCACCACGCUGCCAGCACCACCACCGCCCCCACGCCGGCUGCCCGCUCCACUGCCUCGGCCCUCACCAAGCUGCUGACCAAGGGGCUCUCCUGGCAGCCCCCGCCCUACACCCCCACACCCCGCUUCCGGCUGACGUUCUUCAUCUGCUCCGUGGGGUUCACGUCGCCCAUGCUGUUCGACGAGCGCAAGUACCCCUACCACCUCAUGCUGCAGAAAUUCCUCUGCUCUGGCGGCCACAAUGCCCUCUUUGAGACCUUCAACUGGGCCCUCUCCAUGGGGGGCAAGGUCCCCGUGGCUGAGGGGCUGGAGCACCCGGACCUGCCGGACGGGACGGGGGAGUUCCUGGACGCCUGGCUCAUGCUGGUGGAGAAGAUGGUGAACCCCAGCACGGUGCUGGAGUCACCCCAUGCUCUGCCCACCAAGCUGCCGGGCGGGCAGAACUACCCACAGUUCAGUGCCCUGCGCUUCCUGGUGGUGACUCAGAAGGCAGCCUUCACCUGCAUCAAGAACCUAUGGAACCGCAAGCCCCUGAAAGUGUACGGGGGGCGCAUGGCAGAGUCCAUGCUAGCCAUCCUUUGCCACAUUCUGCGGGGCGAGCCCCUCAUCCGCGAGCGCCUGGGAAAGGAGAAGGAGGGGGCGCGUGGUGAGGAGGAGGCAGGGCAGGAGGAGGGUGGAGCCCGGCGUGAGCCCCAGGUCAACCAGCAGCAGCUGCAGCAGCUGAUGGACAUGGGUUUCACACGGGAACAUGCCAUGGAGGCCCUGCUGAACACCAGCACCAUGGAGCAGGCCACCGAGUACCUCCUGACCCACCCGCCGCCGCUCGUGGGUGGGGUCGUACGGGACCUGAGCAUGUCAGAGGAGGACCAGAUGAUGCGAGCCAUCGCCAUGUCGCUGGGCCAGGAUAUCCCCAUGGAGCAGCGGGCCGAGUCCCCGGAGGAGGCAGCCUGCCGGAAGGAGGAAGAGGAGCGCAAGGCGCGGGAGAAGCAGGAGGAGGAGGAGGUCAAGUGCCUGGAGAAGUUCGAGGACGCGCAGCCGCUGGACCCGGCCGAGCUGCACGGCUUCACGGACGCCAUGCUGCCCGGCUGCUCCCAGCUACUGGACGAGCUGCCGGACACCGUGUACCGCGUCUGCGACCUCAUCAUGACGGCCGUCAAGCGCAACGGCGCCCCCUACCGCGACACCAUUCUCAAGCAAGUGGUCAAGCAGGUGUGGGAAGCGGCUGAUGUGCUCAUCAAGGCGGCCCUGCCCCUCACCACCAGCGACACGAAGACGGUCUCGGAGUGGAUCAGCCAGAUGGCAACGCUGCCCCAGGCCGCCAACCUGGCCACCCGCAUCCUGCUGCUCACCCUGCUAUUCGAGGAGCUGAAGCUGCCGUGUGCCCGUGUGGUGGAGUCGAGCGGUGUCCUUAAUGUACUGAUCAAGCUGCUGGAGGUGGUGCAGCCCUGCCUCCAGGCCGCUAAGGAGCAGAAGGAGGUGCAGACCCCCAAGUGGAUCACCCCAGUGUUGCUGCUCAUUGACUUUUACGAGAAGACGGCCAUCUCGUCCAAGAGGAGAGCCCAGAUGAACAAGUACCUCCAGGCCAACGGGAACAACUGGCGCUGGUUUGACGACCGCUCGGGCCGCUGGUGUAGCUACAGUGCCAGCAACAACAGCACCAUCGACACGGCCUGGAAGGCAGGCGAGACCAGUGUGCGCUUCACCGCCGGCCGCCGGCGCUACACUGUGCAGUUCACCACCAUGGUGCAGGUGAAUGAGGAGACGGGUAACCGGCGCCCGGUGAUGCUGACACUGCUGCGGGUGCCCCGGCUUGGGAAGGGAGCCAAGGAGAGCAACGGGCAGGAGCUGGAGAAGACCCUGGAGGAGGCCAAAGAAACGGAGGGCAAAGCCAAGGAGGAGAAGGCAAAUGAGGCCCCAGUGCCCGCGGAGCCCCUGCCCCCUGAGAAGGAGGCGGCCCCUGAGGAGCCAAAGGCGGCUGAGAUCCUGAUCGAGGGGCUGCCGGAGGAGAUGGUGACGGUGCUGAUCCGGGCCUGCGUGAGCAUGCUGGGGGUGCCGGUGGACCCCGACACGCUGCACGCCACCCUGCGCCUCUGCCUUCGCCUGACGCGCCACCACAAAUACGCCCUGAUGUUCGCCGAGCUGCGCAGCACCCGCAUGAUCCUUGGCCUGACCCAGAGCUCCGGCUUCAACGGCUUCACGCCCCUGGUCACCCUGCUCUUCCGGCACAUCAUCGAGGAGCCCUGCACCCUGCGCCACACCAUGGAGAAGGUGGUGCGCUCGGCGGCCACCAGCGGUGCAGGCAGCACCACUUCCGGGGUGGUGUCAGGCAGCCUGGGCUCUCGCGAGAUCAACUACAUCCUGCGUGUGCUGGGCCCGGCCGCCUGUCGCAACCCUGAGAUCUUCACCGAGGUGGCCAACAGCUGCAUCCGCAUCGCUCUGCCUGCCCCCCGCGGCUCAGGCACCGCAUCGGACGACGAGUUUGAGAACCUGCGGAUCAAAGGCCCCAAUGCGGUGCAGCUGGUGAAGACGACACCGGUGAAGCCGUCGGCUCUGCCCAUCAUCCCCGACCCCAUCAAGGAGGUGAUCUACGACAUGCUGAACGCGCUGGCCGCCUACCAUGCCCCUGAUGAAGCUGAGAAGAGCGAGACCAAGCUGGGCACGGCCAGCCAGGAGGUGAGCCAGCUGCUGUCGGACGUGGGCGACGAUGUGUACCAGCAGUACCGCUCCCUCACCCGCCAGGGCAGCGACUUCGACUCGCAGAGCGGCUUCGCCAUCACCGCCCAGGUGUUCAGCGCGGACGGAGCAGCCGCUGAGACGCCACCAUCUGGGACCCCCCAAGGAGAAGCCUCUACCCCCGAGGAGUUGCGGGAGGGCCGGAAGGACAAGGAGGGAGACAAGGCGACAGAGGAGGGCAAGCAGAAGGCCAAGGGCAGCAAGCCGCUCAUGCCUACCUCCACCAUCCUGCGCCUGCUGGCUGAGCUGGUGCGCUCCUACGUGGGCAUCGCCACGCUCAUCGCCAACUACAGCUAUACUGUGGGCCAGUCUGAGCUCAUCAAGGAGCAGGACUGCAGUGUGUUGGCCUUUGUUCUGGACCACCUGCUGCCCCACACCCAGAACGUGGAGGACAAGGACACCCCCGCACUGGCCCGCCUCUUCCUUGCCAGCCUGGCUGCGGCAGGCAGUGGCACGGAUGCCCAGGUGGCGCUGGUGAACGAGGUGAAGGCUGCGUUGGGCCGGGCACUGGCCAUGGCAGAGAGCACGGAGAAACACGCCAGGCUGCAGGCCGUGAUGUGCAUCAUCAGCACCAUCAUGGAGUCCUGCCCCUCCACCUCCAGCUUCUACAGCAGCGCGGCCGCCAAGACCCAGCACAAUGGCAUGAACAACAUCAUCCGCCUCUUCCUCAAGAAGGGGCUGGUCAGCGACCUGGCCCGGGUCCCCCACAGCCUUGACCUCUCCAGCCCCAACAUGGCCAACACCGUGAACGCGGCACUGAAGCCCCUGGAGACGCUGUCGCGCAUUGUCAACCAGCCCAGCAGCCUCUUCGGCAGCAAGAGCACGGCCAGCAAGAGCAAGGCGGAGGGCGAGGCUCAGGGCGCUGCCCGCGACGCCAACAGCAACCAGCAGGACGUGGGGGAGCCAGGAGAGGCGGGUGCCCACGAGGAGGACCAGGACGCAGGCCAGGCGGAGGUGGCCGACGGCGACAUCAUGGACGGGGAGGCGGAGGGCGACGCGGUGGUGAUCGCUGGGCAACCCGAGGUGCUCAGCACCCAGGAGAUGCAGGUGGAGAAUGAGCUGGAGGACCUGAUAGAUGAGCUGCUGGAGCGGGAUGGCGGCCCUGGGAACAGCACCAUCAUCGUGAGCCGCAGCGGGGAGGAAGAUGCCCCAGAGGACGUGCUGAUGGACGAGGCCCCCUCCAACCUGAGCCAGGGCUCCACCCUCCAGGCCAACCGGGAAGACUCGAUGAACAUCCUGGACCCCGAAGAUGAGGAGGAGCACACGCAGGAGGAAGACAGCAGCGGCAGUAAUGAGGAUGAGGAUGACAGUCAGGAUGAGGAGGAGGAGGAAGAGGAAGAAGAUGAAGAUGAUCAGGAUGACGAGGAAGGCGAGGAGGGGGAGGAGGAGGAGGAAGACGAUGAUGGCUCGGAGAUGGAGCUGGACGAGGAUUACCCCGACAUGAACGCCUCGCCCCUCGUGCGCUUCGAGCGCUUCGACCGCGAGGACGACCUCAUCAUCGAGUUUGACAACAUGUUCUCCAGUGCCACGGAUAUCCCCCCCUCCCCAGGAAACAUCCCGGCCACCCACCCGCUCAUGGUGCGGCAUGCGGACCAUGGCUCCCUGACCCUCGGCAGCGGCUCCUCCACCACCCGCCUGGCCCAGGGCAUCGGGCGGAGCCAGCGGACACUGCGCCAGCUGACGGCCAACACUGGCCACACGAUCCACGUGCACUACCCCGGCACCCGGCAGCCCAACCCCCCCCUCAUCCUGCAGAGGUUGCUGGGUCCCUCGGCCGCAGCCGACAUCCUCCAACUGAGCAGCAGCCUCCCACUGCAGAGCCGGGGCCGCGCCCGUCUCCUGGUGGGGAACGAUGACGUCCACAUCAUUGCCCGCUCAGACGACGAGCUGCUGGACGACUUCUUCCAUGACCAGAGCACGGCCACCAGCCAAGCAGGAACCCUCUCUAGCAUUCCUACCGCCCUGACGCGCUGGACCGAGGAGUGCAAGGUGCUGGACGCAGAGAGCAUGCAUGACUGCGUCUCAGUGGUGAAGGUUCCUAUCGUUAAUCACCUGGAGGUGCUGCGGGAUGAGGAGCUGGAGGAGCGCAGGGAGAAGCGCCGUAAGCAGCUGGCCGAGGAGGAGGCCAAAGCCAUGGACAAAGCCAAGGAGGAGAAGGAUGGGAAGGAGCAGAACGCCCAGGGGGCGGUGCCCACACCUAACACCGCCACCGAGCAGUCUCUCUCAGAUGUGGCCAGCCGGACUGACGGCUUUCCUGCCACCCCGCCCACCACCGAGGGCCCCUCCGCUGGCCCCAAGCAGACGUUGGUCACUCUGGAGACCCCGCAGCCAGCAACAGCAGGUGGGGAGCUGCCCCCGGAGCUCACCGGGCAGCCCAGCACCGACGCCUCACGCCAGCUGCUGGUGCCGGCCGAGCAGGAGGACUUGGGGCCGGGAAGGUCCAGUGCCGAUGCAGAGGCCACCCAAAUGGAGCUGUCUCCCGCCCCUACCAUCACCUCACUGUCCCCAGAGAGGGCAGAGGACUCGGAUGCCCUGACAGCCGUUAGCAGCCAGCUGGAGGGCUCGCCCAUGGACACCAGCAGCCUGGCCUCCUGCAGCCUGGAGGAGGGCGUCGGGGAGGGCACUGUGCCCGGCGGGGCAGAGCCUCCUGCCCACGGUGCCCACGGGGCAGAGUCGGCUCAGCGGCACCCUGAGGGCCAGGCCGGCAGCGACAGCCUGGCCGACGCCAGCCAGCAAGGGGAGGACAGCUCACCCCCUGCUUCAUCCUCCGAGAGCUCCUCCACCAGGGACUCGGCCGUGGCCAUCUCCGGAGCCGACUCCCGGGGCAUCCUGGAGGAGCCGCUGCCCUCCACCAGCAGUGAAGAGGAGGACCCGCUAGCAGGAAUAAAUCUCCCUGAGGGUGUAGACCCCUCCUUCCUGGCAGCCCUGCCAGAUGACAUCCGCCGUGAGGUGCUGCAGAACCAGCUGGGCAUCCGGCCACCAGCCCGGCCUCCCCCCACUGCUACCACCCCCACCCCGCCCGUGGUGAGCAACCCUGGGGUGACAGAGGUCAGCCCUGAGUUCCUGGCUGCCCUACCCCCUGCUAUCCAGGAGGAGGUGCUGGCGCAGCAGCGGGUGGAGCAGCAGCGGCGGGAGCUGGCGCAGGGCAUCAGCUCAGACACGCCCAUGGACCCGGUGACCUUUAUCCAGACGCUGCCCUCGGACCUGCGGCGCUCGGUGCUGGAGGACAUGGAGGACAGUGUCCUGGCCGUCAUGCCCCCCGACAUCGCCGCCGAAGCCCAGGCCCUGCGCCGCGAGCAAGAGGCCCGGCAGCGCCAGCUCAUGCACGAGCGGCUCUUCGGGCACUCCAGCACCUCGGCCCUGUCGGCCAUCCUCCGCAGCCCAGCUUUCACCAGCCGGUUGAGUGGGAACCGUGGGGUCCAGUACACGCGCCUGGCUGUGCAGAGGGGGGGCACCUUCCACAUGGGUGGCAGCAGCAGCCACAGCAGGCCGUCGGGUAGCAUGGUGGACAGCCUCCUGCGGCUGCGGGGCCGGCUGCUGCUGGACCACGAGGCCCUCUCCUGCCUGCUGGUGCUGCUCUUCGUGGACGAGCCCAAGCUGAACACCAGCCGGCUGCACCGGGUGCUGCGCAAUCUCUGCUACCACGGCCAGACACGGGGCUGGGUGAUCCGCAGCCUGCUGUCCAUCCUGCAGCGCAGCAGCGAGAGCGAGCCCGGCCUGGAGACGCCCAAGGGGCCGCCGGACGAGCGGGGCAAGCGGGCCGCCAAGGCCGGCGCCCCCGAGGGCCGCCCCCUGGAGCUGCUGCACAAGAUGGAGGCCCGCAGCUCGGGCCAGCUCUCCUGGCUCUCCGUCUCCAUGGACGCCGCCCUGGGCUGCCGCACCAACAUCUUCCAGAUCCAGCGGGCCGGCGGGCGCAAACACACGGAGAAGCAUGCCGCUGGCACCGCCGCCGGCGCUGCCGUCCACAUCCACCCGCAGGCUGCCCCCGUGGUGUGCCGCCACGUGCUGGACACCCUCAUCCAGCUGGCCAAGGUGUUCCCCAGCCACUUCACACAGCAGCGGCCCAAGGAGGCGCCCUGCGAGGGGGAGCGGGGCGCCAGGCAGUCGGGCAGCCCGGGCCAGGCCAGCGGCAUUUCCACCGACUUCUGGGACUUGCUGGUCAAACUGGACAACAUGAACGUGAGCCGCAAGGGCAAGAACUCGGUCAAGUCGGUGCCGGUGAGCGCGGGCGCCGAGGGCGAGAGCUCCCCCUACAGCCUGGAGGCCUCGCCGCUGGGCCAGCUCAUGAACAUGCUCUCGCACCCUGUCAUCCGGCGCAGCUCACUGCUGACCGAGAAGCUGCUUCGCCUGCUCUCACUCAUCUCCAUCGCCCUGCCCGAAAACAAGGCGCCCGAGGGGCCAGGCGCCGCCCCCGCCCCGACUGCACCCUCCACCGGGGCUGCCGCCGCCGCCCCUCCCACCCCUGCCCCCACCGUGCCAGCUCCUGCCAAGGCCAGCAAGUCUCCGGCCAAGGCGGGCGAAGCGGGUGGCGGCGGGACAGAUGCCAAGAUGGUGGCAUCAGGCCUGACGGAAAACCAGCUGCAGCUCUCGGUAGAGGUGCUGACGUCUCACUCCUGCUCAGAGGAGGGGCUGGAGGAUGCAGCCAAUGUCCUACUCCAGCUGUCGCGGGGCGACUCGCCCACCCGGGACACGGUGCUGCGGCUCCUGCUCAGUGGUGCCCGGCAGCUGGGCUACACCCUCUGCAAGCAGAUCGGCACCCUGCUGGCAGAGCUGCGUGAGUACAACCUGGAGCAGCAGCGGCGGGUGCAGUGCGAGCUGCUCUCCCCUGACGGGCUCCCCGAUGAGCAGCCCCAGACCACCAAGCUGAAGGGCAAGAUGCAGAGCCGGUUCGACAUGGCAGAGAACGUGGUGAUUGUGGCCUCCCAGAAGCGGCCGCUGGGCGGGCGGGAGCUGCAGCUGCCCUCCAUGUCCAUGCUGACCUCCAAGACCUCCACCCAGAAGUUCUUCCUGCGCGUGCUGCAGGUCAUCAUCCAGCUGCGGGACGACACGCGCCGUGCCAACAAGAAGGCCAAGCAGACGGGCCGGCUAGGUAGCUCCGGUCUGGGCUCAGCUAACAGCAUCCAGGCCGCUGUCCGGCAGCUGGAGGCUGAGGCUGACGCCAUUAUACAAAUGGUACGUGAGGGGCAGCGGGCGCGGCGGCAGCAGCAAGCAGCAACGUCUGAGUCGAGCCAGUCGGAAGGGGCUGUUCGGAGGGACGAGUCACCUAUGGACGUUGAUCAGCCCUCGCCGGUCACACAAGAUGCCCAGUUGGUUGGUUCGGAAGGAUCCCAGCCCGGGGAGAAGGACGAGCGCCCCCCCGAUCUGCCCCUCCUUAGCGAGCAGCUGAACCUGGACGAGCUCUGGGCCAUGCUGGGCGAGUGCUUGAAGGAGCUGGAGGAGUCCCACGACCAGCACGCUGUGUUAGUGCUGCAGCCGGCAGUGGAAGCCUUCUUCCUGGUGCACGCCACGGAGCGGGAGAGCAAGCCCCCAGUGCGGGACACCCGUGAGAGCCAGUUGGCCCACAUCAAGGAUGAGCCCCCGCCCCUGUCGCCCGCCCCCCUCACGCCUGCCACCCCCUCCUCGCUGGAUCCCUUCUUCUCCCGUGAGCCCUCCUCCAUGCACAUCUCGUCCAGCCUGCCCCCUGACACCCAGAAGUUCCUGCGCUUCGCAGAGACCCACCGCACGGUGCUGAAUCAGAUCCUGCGCCAGUCCACCACCCAUCUGGCCGACGGGCCCUUCGCUGUCCUGGUCGACUACAUCCGUGUGUUGGACUUCGAUGUCAAGCGCAAGUACUUCCGCCAGGAGCUGGAGCGGCUGGACGAGGGGCUGCGCAAGGAGGACAUGGCCGUCCAUGUGCGCCGUGACCACGUCUUUGAGGACUCGUACCGUGAGCUGCACCGCAAGUCGCCCGAGGAGAUGAAGAACCGACUGUACAUCGUGUUCGAGGGCGAGGAGGGGCAGGAUGCGGGCGGGCUGCUCCGGGAGUGGUACAUGAUCAUCUCGCGGGAGAUGUUCAACCCCAUGUACGCCCUGUUCCGCACCUCGCCCGGCGACCGCGUCACCUACACCAUCAACCCCUCGUCCCACUGCAACCCCAACCACCUGAGCUACUUCAAGUUUGUGGGGCGCAUCGUGGCCAAGGCCGUGUACGACAACCGCCUGCUGGAGUGUUACUUCACCCGCUCCUUCUACAAGCACAUCCUGGGCAAGUCCGUCAGGUACACGGAUAUGGAGAGCGAGGAUUACCACUUCUACCAGGGCCUGGUUUACCUGCUGGAGAAUGAUGUGUCCACACUAGGCUACGACCUGACCUUCAGCACCGAGGUGCAGGAGUUCGGGGUAUGUGAGGUGCGGGACCUCAAGCCCAACGGGGCCAAUAUCCUGGUGACGGAGGAGAACAAGAAGGAAUACGUGCACCUGGUCUGCCAGAUGAGGAUGACGGGAGCCAUCCGCAAGCAGCUGGCUGCCUUCCUGGAGGGUUUCUACGAGAUCAUCCCCAAGCGCCUCAUCUCCAUCUUCACGGAGCAGGAGCUGGAGCUUCUCAUCUCGGGGCUGCCCACCAUCGACAUUGAUGACCUCAAAUCGAACACAGAGUACCACAAGUACCAGUCCAAUUCCAUCCAGAUCCAGUGGUUCUGGCGAGCCCUGCGCUCCUUUGACCAGGCAGACCGAGCCAAGUUCCUGCAGUUCGUGACGGGCACCUCCAAGGUUCCCCUGCAGGGCUUCGCCGCCCUGGAGGGUAUGAACGGCAUCCAGAAAUUCCAGAUCCACCGAGACGACCGCUCCACCGACAGAUUGCCUUCCGCUCACACAUGUUUCAAUCAGCUGGACCUUCCCGCCUACGAGAGCUACGAGAAGCUACGUCACAUGCUGCUACUGGCCAUCCAGGAGUGCUCGGAAGGCUUCGGCCUGGCGUGAGCCGGGCAUCCCGCCUCCACGGCUCUUUUUGUACUGAGGCAGACUUGGGGGAAAGGGAGGGGUGUAGGGGGAGGGGCCAAGCCAUGGGGGCGGGGCUUAGCAGAUCUCCACCCCCUCCCUUUGAGGUGGUGCCCCCCACCAC